Molecule: messenger RNA, 2389 nt
Organism: Sphaeroforma arctica JP610
Lineage: Eukaryota; Ichthyosporea; Ichthyophonida
Exons: 6
Coding region: 96-641 (181 amino acids)
Source: RefSeq, a predicted model, not a curated record
AUUUACACUCGAAGAAUUGAAGACUGAAUAGUGUACUGCGCAUUCAGACGUACCUCAGCCAUUCAUAACUUUGGAAACAAAAACCAUUAGACACCAUGCUAGCUGUAUAUGGUAGAACAAUCGCUGUUCAACGAACAUUGCCACUGAGACAACAUGCGACUCAAGUGAAAGCUUCUCUGCAGUCCCGUGGGAUGAUGUUAUGGGUCACCAACAUCUUUAACAGAAUGGACCACUCGCAACUACACAACGAAGGCCCUGACAAGACGGCCUCUGAUUUUGUACUUCGCAUGGGAGGUCUGGCCAAAAUCUGUGAAACCCCUACAACUCCAGAGAAAGACUAUUCAAAUUGGCUGAUGCAACCUAGCGAUUAUCCGAAGUACGUGCGUACCGGGAUGUCACUCCGAGAAGUGAAUCUCGAUAAAGUUACUGUCACGGAUAUGGGAAUGGAACAUUUCCGGAAUCUGAGUGGGCUAAUGAGCAUCAGUUUAAAGUCUUGCAAAUACAUAACCGAUGAAGGCAUGGACUAUCUUUUAGAAGGAAACCCUGUUCUUCGAACGAUCGACAUUUCGGACACAAAUGUCACCCCGGCCAAGCGAGAUAGCCUGAAAAAGCUUAACGGAGUUACCGUGAUCUCAGAUUGAAGGCGCGAUAAGACUGCUCAUGAAACAAUAGCCCAUAUUCCUUUGUAGUUUGGUUAUACUCCACGAACGCACAUUCGCUCAGAGUUUAGUACCAGAAUCGCUUAGAUUUCGGUAUUCGUAUGUGGAUGUGACGUAAACUAGCUGCCGCACAAUGACGUGAGCUCAGCAUCUUUAGCUGCAUAGUCGUGCCGGUAAGGUGACAAACGGGCGUACAAGUGCUAUAUCAAGUAGAUUUAGCGCAUAGUUUACGUCUCAAGCCUACCAUGCAGCCCUAUUUUCAACUCGGGAGUCCUUCAAUGGAAGCAUAAGAAGGGCUGUAGCUUGCUACUUCUGUAUAAAUAAAUUAGCUUCGGCUUUUUGGCAACCUGUUCCAUCAGCAUAACGGUAAUUGUACUCAACGUGCUCGAACUGAAGUCGAUAAAUCGGACAAGCAAAAUUCUACGCAACAGGCGGCGUUUUGAACAUCCAUGUUUGGCAUAAAGCCCUGUUGCGGGACUAACUUCGGAAUUAAAUAUUCCAUUAAUUUUUUUCUUUGCAAACAUACGUGUUGAUGUGUAGCUGAUAUAUGUUUAUUUGAAUUGAUUGAGUCGAUUCUCAUCUGCUGGAACUAUAAUCAUAAGCCACUAUGCGUCUACUUGGCACUCAUCCGUGUGAAAUGUUCCAUAUAUAUAUUGUUCCGGUUAUUGUUGUACACAUAGGCUUGCCGUUUGCCUGUUCAUGUUAGGGUAUUCUGUAUGUUGCGAGGCAACACAUCGCAUUAGGCUCGCAUUACACCUUUCGAUAUCGAACGGCUGCAAUAGCCUUCAGUUUAGAAUUUAUGGUGGGACCGAGUUUCUUUGCGGUUCCAUGCGUGCUGAAUUGCAUUCACGUAAACCCCUGUAUUCCUCUCGUCUGCUAUUUCCUAAACACAUUGCAAGCUGCGAUCUUUGCAAGUCUGCCCCGAAGUCAUUGAGGGCUGUUUUGCUCUAACACUUCCCUUGAUAUUUGUGAAAGUCUCAUCUAUAUAUAUAUGUAUAUAUAUAGCGUCGUAUAAAAUCAAACUGCGGCUUCAAACAGAUGCCACAGACGUUCUUUGACGACAGGAGUGGAGCACAUCAUUCCACCAAGCUUCAGGAGCUCGUCCGCAUUCCACGGAUCGGAAACCAGGCAAUGUGCAUUGUACUGCAUCUCAAAUCGAUUGAAUGCGGAUUCCAAAGUGAUAGUGGCAACUACAUUCUCAAUGUUACUAAGCGUGUCCACUUUGGUGGUCUUGAAAAAGCGCGUGUCUCUGUUGUAUAGCCCAUCGCAGUUCUCCACGCCAAAGGCAACAUUGCCCGCGAAGUACAUACACCACUCCACGUUAUCGUAAGAUGCAUCAGAAUUCUUAACUCGUAUCUCAUAACCCUCAUUCACCUCCGCAUCGGGUACAAAUGUCCAGAUAUUAUUUUGUUGCUCUUCGCAUGCACUCAAACUUAGAUCACCUUUGAAAGCUCCAUGCGCUGUUAAACAUAGGCCCUGUAUGUCUUUGAUGUAGAAUCGUGCGCCAUCUGACAGCAACUUCGGUGUGACCUGUGCGUUGUCUCGCGAUUGCAUGGGCUGCUGUAUUGUUUUACCUAUGAGAGUAUGUGGUCUAUACUGCAGGACUUCACCCGCGUCUAUCGCCAGUGCACAAGCGUAGUGACCGACAUGAAGCAUAAGAUACGCCGAAAGCAUAUGUAUGAGCAACAUGACCACAGAUAUAUUUCGCGAUGUAAUGUUGUGUGUGUGUG